GAAGAAGGCGGACAGCGAGUCUACAUGGUGCGAUACGCGCAGAGCCAUGCCGCCACUACGCAAAAGCACGAUUUGUGUUUAUCAAGUCGCCCCUACAUCAGAUUAACUAAACAAACAGACGAGGAAGCGUCACUUACUCGUCGACCGUCGAUCCGAAUAGUCCAAAAUUGUAACUGAAAAGUGAUACUCAUAAUCUAAGAAGCACACAAAUAGCUGAUGGGCACGUGAAUGCAGAACGUGUAUGAUUGACACCGUGUAGUGUAGUAUGACAAAGUGCACGAACAAAACGAGCGUUGUGUGAAGUUCAUAGGAUACUGUACCACUAAUUCAAUUUAAAUCAUGUUGGACUAGUCAUUUCGCAGUGGGCAGUACUUUUUAAUCCAUAAAUCCAUUAGUAGAGUGAAAUCAGCAAUGAGUGAGCAAUGGUGACAUAGUUGAUUAUGUGUGAAGGGUGCCAUCAAAAAUACCCUAGUGUCUAAGUACUGAUGCGAGCAGUUAUAGUAGUGAAUCAUGAAACUACUUCUGAAAAUACACAGCAAGGAGCGGAAUCAUCUGAAUCCGCAACGCAAACGUAAAUACUACCGCCGAGUAUCCAAGUCGUCAUCCUCAUCAGCCGGCAAGAAUUCAUCCUAUGCAGCGUCAUCGGAAGCCAGUUACAUAGCUAGAUCUGGUCGAAACAACCAAAAUCGAGGCCUUCCUUCCCCUGAGCAGUCAUCUGUUCUGAGACAGGAACGAUACUUCCUCUAUGGUGCACUCAUUCUUUUCACGAUCAUCGCAUUCUCCACAGCUUUAUACUUCAUCAUCAAGCAGACACAAAGCAACUCUAACCUUAGUCAGCCGGAGAUUCUCUUCGGCAACAACUACCAAUCGGGAACUAUUCCCAACCUUGGCAACGGCCAUCUAGUCAUCGACCGUCAAAACUGGGGUGCCCAGAACGAAGUCCGCGGUCGUUAUCCUUUACAUUCGCCAACUCCUUACGUGCUCAUUACCCACAUCGGAGUCCAAUCGACACCGUGUGUGGAUAUGUACAGAUGCUCAAUCAAGAUGCGAACCAUACAGGAUGCAGCUGUUGCCGAGAUGGGUCUGCCGGACAUUCCCAAUAAUUUCUAUCUUGGUGGUGACGGCUUCAUCUACGUUGGUCGAGGUUGGAAUAUUGCGAACGCCUACGCCAACCAGACGCUCUCUGUUUGCUUCAUGGGAGAUUACAUUCGGUACGAACCGAAUGAUAAACAAUUCUCUGCCCUUGAGCACUUGCUUGCCCACGGAGUUGCCAAGGAUUACCUUACCAAGGACUAUCAACUCGUCGCUCAUAAUCAGACAAGGAAAACUAAAAGCCCAGGGCCACACAUCUAUGAACGAAUUUCAAAAAUGCCUAGAUGGUCUCCUUGUGGGACACCAGGAUAUAGUACCUGCGGAGCAGAGCUUGGUUUACCCACCAUGUGGGAGCAGGAUUUUCCCAAGAAAAGCAAUACUACCAAGAAUUAGUCAUCGGCGUAUCUAGCAAAAGCUUAAACUGGGAUCAAUUGGUGCUAAGUACAUCGUAAUAAUACACUUCACCCAUACAUUCAGUAUUAGUAAAGUGCAGAACGUGAGAUAAAC
Ochlerotatus camptorhynchus is the source of this 1599-nucleotide messenger RNA. RefSeq names its product Peptidoglycan recognition protein LA (gene PGRP-LA). Gene Ontology annotation, molecular function: N-acetylmuramoyl-L-alanine amidase activity; zinc ion binding. NCBI's taxonomy places the organism in Eukaryota, Metazoa, Arthropoda, Insecta, Diptera, Culicidae. Bases 511 to 1485 code for a protein of 324 amino acids. Gene Ontology annotation, biological process: peptidoglycan catabolic process. The record is from RefSeq and is a predicted model, not a curated record. The transcript has 5 exons.